AUGGCGCUACGUAUUAAUGAUAUGAUUGACGUGAGUGAAGUACUCGGAUUAUCCGUGAAAUAUGAUGCAAAAGAAAGAAUUCAAGUAAACGCUACAGCUGUUGACAGUCUCUCAUCCUUACAUCUGCGUCCAGGAGAUAUAAUACGUGAAGUGAAUGAGUAUCCCAUUGCAAGUAAAACUAUGCUCAAUCAUUUCAUACAAGCAGCAAUUAUCGAAAAGGGUCAGGUAAAUUUUACAAUCGAAAGUUCGGCCGGAGGCAUUGACAGUUAUCGCGAUCAGGUCGAAUUGGCAAACGAUGUUCUAGAAAUCACUCAAAAACAAGAUUUUGUUGAAUUACCAAUUGGAGCUGAUUUUGAUCCAUCGAAACUAAAAACAUGUAAAAGUGCUAAUAUCGAGAUGAGAAGUAUGCAAAAACGUGGUUCUUGA
Loa loa (African eye worm) is the source of this 426-nucleotide messenger RNA. RefSeq lists its product as hypothetical. The record is from RefSeq and is a predicted model, not a curated record. NCBI's taxonomy places the organism in Eukaryota, Metazoa, Nematoda, Chromadorea, Rhabditida, Onchocercidae. The transcript has 4 exons. Bases 1 to 426 code for a protein of 141 amino acids.